AUGCGGAUAUUGCUCCCGACACCUAUUCUUCCACCGGUAUACGGCGAUGAUCUCUCCCAGGUCUCGAGGUUGUUUAAGCGUGUCCUGGUCGCCUACAGCCGUCGUCGGCCGCAGCGCCCUCUCAAAGGCUCGUCGGCGUUGUCUGCAAAGUUCCUCGUCAACGUGCAAUCCACGUUCCCGAUCCACACCCGGGAUCGCCAUCCAAAGCCGCGGUCGGAAGCAAGUCAAACGUUGCUGCCGCCCACAACAUUUACCACGGCGGUCAUGCAGGAUGGCAGGACCGCAAAAGUCAAGAACCGCGCUCCUGCUGCUGUCCAGAUCACAGCGGAGCAGCUUCUGAGAGAUGCCCAAGAAAGGCAAGAAGCCCAAUUCAGGGCCCCAAGGCAACGCGUGGAAGAUUUUGAAGAGCUCGACGAGUAUCGAGGUCGUAAGAGAAAAGAAUUUGAGGAGCGAAUCCGUCGGACGCCCGGAAACCUCAAGGAAUGGACGUCUUACGCGUCCUGGGAGGCCUCACAAGGCCAAUAUGACCGCUCACGCUCCGUCUAUGAACGAGCCCUCGAGGUAGACCCACGAGCAAGCAAGCUCUGGUUAUCCUAUACCGAAAUGGAACUCAAAGCCCGCAACGUGCAGCACGCGCGGAAUCUAUUUGACCGUGCCGUGACGUUACUACCCCGGGUGGACCUAUUUUGGUACAAGUAUGUCUACCUCGAAGAACUCCUCGAAAACAUCCCAGGGGCACGACAGGUGUUUGAGCGAUGGAUGGCGUGGGAGCCAGAGGACAAGGCUUGGGCGGCAUACAUCAAGCUCGAAGAACGCUACCAAGAGCUCGAGCGUGCGAGCGAGAUUUACAAACGAUGGGUCGCUGUUCGCCCCGAGCCUCGUAUCUGGGUCAAGUGGGCAAAAUUUGAGGAGGAUCGUGGGAUGGUUGACCGUGCACGCGACGUGUUUGAUACCGCGCUACGAUUCUUUGGUGAUGACGAGACGGAAAUCGACAAAGCGCAAGCUUUUGCGCUCUCGCGCUUGCCCCGUUCCAAGUCAGCCUCACUCUAUGCCGCCUACACCAAAUUCGAAAAACAACACGGCACGCGGACCACGGUCGAGGCUACGGUAUGGAGCAAACGCCGGAUUCAAUACGAGGAUGAAGUAGUUGCAGACCCGUUCAAUUACGACACCUGGUUCGAUUUCGCUCGACUCGAGGAGGAUGCGUAUCGAGCGUUACGUGAUGAUGGUGAAUCUGAAGAGGAGCUCGAAAAGGCUAUAGGUCGUGUGCGUGAGGUCUACGAGCGUGCGGUUGCCACGGUGCCGUUGGCCAAUGAGAAGAGGAUGUGGAGACGGUACAUCUUUCUAUGGCUCUACUAUGCGGUGUUUGAGGAGAUUGAAACAAAGGAUUACUCACGCGCACGGGACAUCUACAAAGCCGCGAUUUCGGUUGUACCUCACAAGCAGUUUACAUUUGCAAAACUAUGGCUGCAAUACGCGCGGUUCGAAAUCCGACGGUUGGAUCUGGUGACGGCACGCAAAGUGCUUGGGACAAGUAUCGGAAUGUGCCCUAAAGAAAAACUCUUCAAAGGCUAUAUUGACUUAGAGCUGGAGUUGAAAGAAUUCGAUCGUGCACGGACGCUCUACGAAAAAUACAUUGCGCAUGACCCGACCAACGCAGGCGCCUGGAUUGCAUUCGCGUCGCUCGAAAAUGCGCUCCAAGACAUUGCGCGUGCACGAGCUGUGUACGAGCUGGGCGUAGGUCAACCGACUCUAGCAAUGCCGGAGCUUCUCUGGAAGUCGUACAUCGACUUUGAGGUUGUAGAAGGUGGUUACGAGCGGGAUCGUACGCGGGUGAGAAAAUUGUACGAGCGCUUGGUGGAGCGGACGGGACAUGUCAAAGUGUGGAUCAGUUGGGCGAUCUUCGAAGGGACAAAACUCGUUCCGCCGGUCGAGGAAGGAGAGGAAGAAGAAGAGGAAGGGCUACCGGCUGACCUAACAAAGGCACGCGAAGUGUUUGAGCGCGGGUACAAAGCCUUGAAAGAUAAGGGGCUCAAAGAAGAGCGCGUGGUGCUACUCGAAGGAUGGAAAAAGUUUGAAGAAGAGCAUGGGACGCCAGAGGACGUUGAGCGAGUCGAGGCACGGAUGCCACAAGUCACGAAACGAUGGCGCAAGUUGGACAGCGGGGAUAUGGAAGAAUGUACGUCUUUUGGCCUCACGAUUGUCUCUGUCAUUGUUGGGAUCCUGACCGUCAUGGCAGAUUGGGAUAUCCUAUUCGCCGACGACGAGCGCGAGGCAAACCCCGCGACAUUCAAGUUUUUGCAAAAUGCACUCGCGUGGAAGACCAAACAGGGCGGCGGUGAUACGAAGACAAGUCUAUUGGCAGAGUUACUCGCGGAGGAGAGCAGCGAAGAAGAGGAAGAAGAGGAUGACGAAAAGAGUAGUAACGAGGGAGAUCAAAUGCGAGACUAG
Molecule: messenger RNA, 2451 nt
Organism: Serendipita indica DSM 11827
Lineage: Eukaryota; Fungi; Basidiomycota; Agaricomycetes; Sebacinales; Serendipitaceae
Source: the annotation of a GenBank genome assembly